UUCAGUGUGGCGUACGCGAAGCUGAACAUUUGCUACGCGGUCCUCUUCAACAUCGUACCUCUGGCGUACAACUACCCACAGCAUGUGCUGCACUACUACGGAGUGAAUUCUUCGACUAAACGAACGGUGGAGUUCAUCCUACCUUUGGUGCAAAACUUUCAUGGACUAGAUAUUCGACAUAACAUCCUGCACUACACAUUGUACUCCUUGUGCAUCAUACCGGCCUGCGUGUCUACAACCAUUAUGCUUUGGUUCAAGGGAAUGCUUUUCAUACUUAUUCGCUACAACACGUUGCUCUAUCAACUAGUGAAUGGGUUGCUGCGUGAGUAUGCUCAGAAGUCGUCCACAGCAUCUGUUGGGGCAUUUGGUGGACAACGCCAUUUGGUGGACAUCAUCGAGCUACAUCUCACCGCGAUCCAAUGUACCUCGCUUCUGGACAGCAUUUUGCGCCUGAUAUUGCUUGUUCAAUCCCUCGGCUGUUUGCUACUGUGGGGUUUGCUACUUUACUACAUUACCCGAAAUCCAAACUUAAAUCUGGUCAAUGUGAUGGUGCUGAUGUUCUCGAUCGUCAUUGAAAUGUGGUGCUUCUCAUACCUUGGCCAUCGACUCACAGAAGAGAAUGCUAUGAUCAGCCACACUGCGUACAGCACCUAUAAUUGGUACAACGAGCCACGAUCGGUGCAACAAUUCCUGCAGCGUAUCAUCUUGCAGUCCUCAAACCGAAAAGCGACCAUUACGGCGGGAAAGUUCUACAACGUCAACAUAGUGUCAUUUGCUCAG
Messenger RNA from Anopheles cruzii, 780 nucleotides. RefSeq lists its product as uncharacterized. Gene Ontology annotation, biological process: detection of chemical stimulus involved in sensory perception of smell; sensory perception of smell. The record is from RefSeq and is a predicted model, not a curated record. The annotation marks the transcript as partial. Gene Ontology annotation, cellular component: plasma membrane. Lineage: Eukaryota; Metazoa; Arthropoda; Insecta; Diptera; Culicidae. The transcript is spliced from 2 exons. Gene Ontology annotation, molecular function: odorant binding; olfactory receptor activity.